Molecule: messenger RNA, 2184 nt
Organism: Neospora caninum
Lineage: Eukaryota; Apicomplexa; Conoidasida; Eucoccidiorida; Sarcocystidae
Product: putative pescadillo family protein
Exons: 11
Coding region: 1-2184 (727 amino acids)
Biological process (GO): ribosome biogenesis; maturation of LSU-rRNA from tricistronic rRNA transcript (SSU-rRNA, 5.8S rRNA, LSU-rRNA)
Cellular component (GO): nucleolus; PeBoW complex
Molecular function (GO): RNA binding
Source: RefSeq, a predicted model, not a curated record
AUGGCGAAGAAGAUAAAGGCGGGGACCAGCGGUGAGGCUGCUCAGUACAUGACCCGGGGUCAGGCGCUGAAGAAGCUGCAGUUGCCUCUCGCGGGUUUUCGCCGACUCUGCAUCUUGAAAGGCAUCUACCCUCGGGAUCCAAAGAAGAAGAAGAAGGGCAAGGAUAAAAUAUAUUACCACACAAAAGACGUGCUGCACAUCGCGCAUGAGCCAUUGCUGGACACCUUCAGACAAAUAAAAGCUACAGACAAAAAAGUUCGGCGAGCACUAGGGAGGAAGGAGAAGCAGCUGGCCAAGAAAUAUGCUCGGUCGAAACCUGCUGUGCGGCUUCACCAUAUUGUUCGUGAACGGUUUCCCACACUCUCUGACGCUGUGGCCGAUCUGGACGAUGCUCUCAGCACCAUAUGCAUUUUCGCAAUGCUGCCAGCGGAUAACAGCCGGGGAGUAAAUGCAGAGUAUUGUGUGAAGGCAGGACAAUUGCUCGACGAGUUUCUCGUCGUUGCGAGUCAACAGCGCGCUCUGCGUCGUGUUUUCGCGUCGAUCAAGGGCUACUACUUCGAGGUUCAAUUUGUUGGGCACGCGAUCACUUUUUUGAUGCCGCACCAGUUCAAACAAGAACUUCCAGAAGAAGUCGAUUUCCGGGUUUUGUCCACCUUCUUCGAGCUGUACUCCACAACUCUCCACCUAGUUGUUUUCAAGCUCUUCCUUCUUGCCGGCCUUGCAUACCCUCCGACAGCGACAAAACGUGAAUCCGUUCGAAGGAAACGCCGCAUCCAGAAGAACGAAGAGGCUGCCGUGAAAGCUCUUGCAGCGGGGCGACUCCCCCGUCAGCAAGAGGGGCUCCACGGAGAUGGACCCUGGGGACUGGCAGGGUGGCGCUACCCGAUUCUUCAAGCGAGGCGAAUCCAGGAUGCAGAAGGGAGAGAUGCCGAAGAUGGGCCCGCGAAGAAGACGACGGGAGGACCGAGCCCCGGAGAGUCAUCGGUGAAGAGCGGAGGGGAGAGAAAGGGGCAAGGCAGUGGCAGCGAGAAGACAGGGCUCAGCAACGCUGAAGAGGAUGAACCGGAAGAAGGUAGCGAGCUUGCAGACGAGACACACAGUGAAGAACCCGAUGAGGAAACUCCGGGCGGUAGUGACAGCGAGGGAGAAGACGAAGAGUCUGACACAGAAGACGACGGAGAUGACCCUGCACAGGCGGAACAAUCCACAGCGGCGGGAAGCGGGAGGGAGCAGAAGAAAGCUCGGAAAUUGCGAGAAGCGGAAACCGGAGGAAACAGAGCAGGCAACGAGGACCCGGUCGAAGAGGAUCAUCUGGGAGCCGAAACGGCUUCGGCGUGCGGCGUACAGCCACAUCCUGUCCAGCAACUGUUCAACGGCUGCGUCAUCUUUCUGGGCAGAGAGGUACCCCUCCUGCCGUUUUCUUUCAUGAUCCGAAGCUGUGGAGGGAAGGUCGGCUGGCAAGGCCCGGACUCGCCGUUUUCAGAAGACCACGCGGACAUUACCCAUCACGUCGUUGAUCGACCACUCGAAUGCUUACUACGAGUAGAGAACAGCCAGCGCGACUACGUGCAGCCGCAAUGGGUAAUGGACAGUAUCAACACGGGGAUUCAAUUGCCGAUUCACCUCUAUGCUCCUGGAAAGGCGUUGCCGCCUCAUCUCUCGCCGUUUGUGGACGACAGGAAAGAAGGCUACGUGCCGAAACAACGAGAAGUCCUCGACCGACUUGUUGCGGAGCGCAAGGGGGUUGCAGCAGUCGGCCUCGGAUCGGAUACAGCUCGUGGCCUUGACGGAGAUGAUGCCGACGACUCAUCCGGAGACGAGGGAGCAGCGGAGAAGGAGCGCGCGUUUCAGACCGAAGUUGAGCGAGAGGCGGAGGCCAACUCUGAUUCGGAUGAAGGCCCGGAUUCGUCGACGGAUGCGACCGCUUCAAACAAGCGGUCAAGAGAGGUCAUCGAAGCAUCCACUGAGGAGCAAACUUCCAUGCCAGCUGCAGCCAACUUGAACGGGAAAGCCCGGCGCGAACAGGAGGAGAUGGACGCGAGGAAGUCACUCCUUCGGAAGAAACACAAGAGACUCUUAGAGAGAAUAGAGCACGGAGUGCGACGGAAGCAACAAGCUACGGCCAAGCUGCAGGCGAAGCGAAAUGCGCUCGAACGUCAGGCGGAAAUGUCAAAGGGGACGUGA